This is a messenger RNA of Aspergillus viridinutans, 1200 nucleotides long. RefSeq names its product checkpoint protein HUS1 family protein. The transcript is spliced from 5 exons. Gene Ontology annotation, cellular component: site of double-strand break; checkpoint clamp complex; nucleolus. NCBI's taxonomy places the organism in Eukaryota, Fungi, Ascomycota, Eurotiomycetes, Eurotiales, Aspergillaceae. The coding region runs from base 1 to 1200 and encodes 399 amino acids. The record is from RefSeq and is a predicted model, not a curated record. Gene Ontology annotation, biological process: nucleotide-excision repair; mitotic DNA replication checkpoint signaling; telomere maintenance.
AUGCGUUUUCGAAGUCAACUGACUAAUAUUGUCAUAUUCACCAAGUUGACAGCUUCCCUCUCAUCCCUGGGGAAAGUCUGCUGGAUGCGCCUGGAAGAUGGCAUCGUCCGCUUCACCAUCAUCCCCGACCAAGGCACGCAAGUGUGGGCCCAGUUACCAGUCGACGCCAUCUUCGACGAACCAACCUACACCCUCCAAUCCAACUCGGGAGUCAUCAACCUCGAAGUCCCGAUCGGCGCGCUCCAUCGCGCCCUCCGCUCCGCAACAGGCGCCACCUCCGCCCAACUCCGCCUCACAGAGAAAGGCAACAUCCCUCUCCUCGCGCUAACCGUCCUCUCCUCCUCCUGGACAACAGGCUCAAACGCACUCGGAAUCACCAACGCCCGCACUGAGAUCGGUCCCCCGGGAGCAACAGCAGCAGCAGCUCCUGGCGUGACCGGGCCCCGCGAACGCGAAACGGUAAUCACGCAAGAAAUCCCCGUCAAGGUUCUGCACGAGACCGCCGUCGAGGGCCUGCACGAGCCGCGCUGCCGGGAUCCAGACGUGCACAUCAUCCUCCCGGGCCUAGCGCACCUGAAAAGCAUCUCCGAGCGCUUCUCGAAGCUAGCGGGGGACGGGAGACCCGCGGCCAGCGGCGGGAUUGUCUCCUCGACGCUGACGGCGCCCAAGCUGGAGUUAUCGGCGAAUAUGCAUGGGUCGCUGAAGCUGGCGAUUGCGACCGAUGCGCUGCGCAUCUCGAGCGUGUGGAGCGAUCUCGUGAACCCGCCGCUGGACCCGGCGCAGAUGUCGCAGAGUGAGAUCGAGCAGUUGCCCAGUGAGAGGAUGCGGGCCUUGGGGAGUGAUGAUGAGGCAGGGUGGGCUAAGGUGCGGAUCGAUGCCCGGGAUUGGAGUCGGGUGUUGAGUAUUGGGCGGCUGAGCCCGAAGGUGGUUGCUUGUUUUAUCCACGAGACGGCCCUGAUUCUGUAUGUUUACUUACCAGGAAGUUGGAAUGGGGAGGAUUCCUGCUUGACAGAAGUUGUGCGGCGCAACUGUGCGCAGACGUAUAUGCAAACAUGCAAGAAGGAAAAAUCUUGCAAAGCGCCGCCAAAAGAGGCCGCUAUUCUUCAAGCCGAACCCGGCAUGCAAGCUUCUAAGCAAACUCAUCAUCAAUGGUUCUAUGACCGGACCGAGUAUAUGCAUUUCACAUUGUGCAAGAAGUGA